Salvelinus fontinalis (brook trout) is the source of this 5376-nucleotide messenger RNA. Its product is annotated as probable E3 ubiquitin-protein ligase DTX3. The coding region runs from base 1688 to 2899 and encodes 403 amino acids. The transcript is spliced from 5 exons. Gene Ontology annotation, biological process: protein ubiquitination; Notch signaling pathway. The record is from RefSeq and is a predicted model, not a curated record. NCBI's taxonomy places the organism in Eukaryota, Metazoa, Chordata, Actinopteri, Salmoniformes, Salmonidae.
AUAUGACUGUCAGAGGUCAAAUGUUGCUCACAACCAAACAUGUUAAUAGAGGAUCGGGUUGAGCUAGCCUCAGUUUCCUUUGUUUACUCAGUCUGCAUUUCAGAACAGCUGAUACGUCCAUUUCAGCACUGCCGCGAUACUGCCAGCCAGCCAGCGUGUUGUAGCUUUGACUUGUCCUGCGACCACUGACACCAAACAUACGAGCUCAAGCGGAAUGGUAGCACUCGCUCCAACAGACAUGUUUCACAGUUGUUAUUUGUAGUGGUUUAAGACUAGCGAUAUUCGAACGUUCUGUCUGUAUUGCGUCGCGGUGCAUACACCUUGCUUUCAUUGCCUCACGCAACAUACCGGUAGGCCGAGUAGCAACGAUGUACCAGCAGAAAUAAGUGAUUUAAACCACAAGUCAACAUUUUAACCUGGCUGCAUGCUUUUUUGUUGUUGUAACAGUCCACUCGAGCACCGAAUGGAAACUGCAUAUAUAGUCUAGUCGUGGUGUUCUUAUAUCUCAUUAAUGUGUCAUUAUUGUCAUGGUAGGCUAGUAAACUCCUACUGCAUUGUUACACUGUUAUGGUUCAAAUUUAGGUAAAGAUUAAGGAAGGAGUCAAUUACAUUGUGUUUAUUUCAAGUUUUAUGAACUGAAAUUAGUCAUUUCAGAAUAUGGGAUUAGCCAAACUCCCUAAUUAUGUUCAUUUAAUUCUGAUGUUGCCUAUUAAGGUCAGUAUUUCACUUGACAUGUUUUUGUUUCACAAGUGGCUUGCCUUAAUCACAAGCCACUAUUGAUUAUGAGGUGGCUGUAUGACACAUUCUCUCUCUGUCCUUGGUGUCUCCUGUGCAGUUUCAUUUUAGCUCAGAUUUUCAAAAAUGUAUACAGAUCAGAGUAUAUUGGGAUUGCCUGAAAUGAGAGAAUGACAUAUUAGAAACUUUGUUGGUCCUGUAUGGCUCAGUUAGUAGACCAUGGAACGUGCAACGACAGGAUUGUGGGUUCAAUUCCCUGUUUACAGUUUCAUCCCGGUGUAAUAAAUGUAACAUUACAUAUUUUCCUUUAAUGGCGUGAAUAUGUGUCUAACAGAGGAGGCUCCUCAGGGAAGGACCAUCCUCCUCAGUGAAUUUCAUAGAUUUUUUGAAAUAGUGAAACAUUAAAGUUAUACUUUUUAGAUACAACUAUACUAAAUAUAUUCACCAAAUAAUUUAUUAAAACACUGUUUUGCAAAGGUCUACAGUAGCCUAAACAGCACUCUGUAGGUCAGCACCAUGGUGUAGCCUGAGGACAGUUAGUUUACGUCCUCCUCUGGGUACAUUGACUUCAAUACAAAAUCUAGGAGGCUCAUGGUUCUCACCCCCUUCCAUAGACUUGGACAGCAAUUAUGACAUCUUCCGGAGGACGUCCUCCAACCUAUCAGAGCACUUGCAGCAUUAACAGAUUUCUACUCGGUCAAAGGAUCAGAGUUUAAAUCUAGUUCUAAAAGCAUAAGCUACAGCUAGCUAGCAUUGCAGUGCAUAAAAUGUGACUCAAAGAGAGUGAAAGACUAUAGUUGUACAGUUUUCAACAAAUUAAUUUCUUUAAAAAUGAACGAGAUGGAGAGAGCUAUAUUUUGUUGUAUUUUUUUUUCUCACUUUCUCUUAGCUAGCGAAUGCAGCUAUAUAGUUUAGCCUACUCAAACACCUAGCUCAAACAGAGAGGGAUGCUAUGUUAGUUAGUUGGCUAUCCAACAUUGGAACUCUUCCAAGUCAAGUUUCAUCAGUUGAAAUGAGUGUGCGCGCGGGGCAGGGUAGCGACGAGGUUCUGGUGUCCCAGGCGGUGUGGGACUACUUGGCUGCCGCCGGCCGGCCCUGGCUCAUAGACUUCCAGGACAAGCAGGGCCUCAGCGCAGGCAUUAUCCGCAGAGGGGAGCGGGGAGGCUGCUGCGCAGUGCGGCUACGCCCCGUAGAGGGCUCCCGUUCUGGGGGAGGACCAGGGAUGAUGGAGGGAGGAUGCAUCUCCAAUGAGACGCGCAAGUCCUUCAUAGACUUAUGCCGCUGCGCCCGGAAAGAGAUGAGCAAACAGGAGGGGGGUCCUAAGUGGAAGAGGUCUGUGCUGCCCUGUGUUGGGGUGGGGGUCCUGGAGGGGGAUGGAGAGGGGAGCCUGCUAACACCUCAGCCUCCCCAGCCCAGACGCUCUCAGAGGCAGCAACAGAGGUGUAGGAAGCCUGCGGAGGAUGAGGCCUGUGUGGUCCUCUCCAACUCCAUGAACUGCAUGUCCCACGAUGCAUCAGGACAGAGGAAGCAGGACAACAUGGAAGUCAACUGCAGUAUGAUGGCAUCCUCUCAUAGCCGCUCCCAGAGUGAAGCAGACGACCACACCUCAUGUUCCAUCUGCAUGGGAGACAUGGUGGAGAGGACCACGCUGGAGAGGUGUGGCCACGCAUUCUGUCGGUCAUGUCUGGACCAGGCCUUCAAGGUGAAGAGAGCGUGUCCGGUGUGUCGUCUGGUGUACGGCCAGCUCAUAGGGAAUCAGCCUGCUUCCGGGACUAUGAUGGUGGAGAGGGACCCAGAUCUGGAGUUGCCGGGACAUGAGGGCUACGGGUGUAUCUGCAUCAUCUAUAGCUUCACACCUGGUCUACAGGCGCCGGAGCACCCUAACCCUGGUGUAAGCUACCCGGGUACGGACCGCAUGGCUUACCUCCCAGACAGCCCAGAGGGGAACCGGGUCCUGGGCCUGCUCCGCCGGGCCUUUGAGCAGCGCCUCAUCUUCACUAUAGGGACCUCCAUGACUACGGGAAUGCAUAACGUCAUUACCUGGAACGACAUCCACCACAAAACCUCCAUAUGGGGCGGACCACGCUGCUUUGGCUACCCAGACCCCACUUACCUGGUGAGAGUGACUGAGGAACUCAGAGAGAAAGGCAUCACUGCAGACUGACCGUCCAGAUUCCAGAAUGUUCCAUUCUAGGAACACUAGGGAUUCUAGGAACCUCUAGCUGUCCUGCUGCUGGUGGUUGCUAGGCUGCAGGCUCCUGGACCUAGACCCAGCAGUGCUGCGGAUGAAUACGACAGUGGACAGGGCUUGGCUCCACAGCAGAAACAGGACUACAGCCCAGUGAAGACUCUCAUAUCACUCCAAUACCUCUUUUAUGUGGAAAAUCCUAACUUCCACUUAAAUUGAAUUUUCAUUUAAUCAUGCAUUGAUGUCAAUGGGAGACCAUUCGACUUAAGUGUAAGUGAAAAAUUUUCUAAAGUGGAAUUUAGGUUUCACCCUUGUGUUCCUAUGUUAGGUAUCUAUCUUCUGCUCAAUCCAGCAGCACUUUGUGUGGAAGAAAACAUAACAGUGAGAGCAAUGUGAUUUUCUGUGUGACACAAUCUUCUACCUUUCACUUGUGUUGACAAUAGCAGUACAUUUGUUUGCUGAACUCAUCCGAGCAGUUAUAAUAUAGGGAUUUAAUAAGUUGGUAAGUAUUAUUUUGAAAUCUAAGUAAAAGAGAAGUCUAUUUUGCCUGAUAUGUUUAUUUCCAUGCUGGGGGACACGUUCUUUAUUUACCAGUUGCAAGCGCACAUUAUUGGUGGUCUUUCCAGUACGUUCAUAGAAUAAUUAUCUUUUUCUGUCAUUGUUUUCCGUGAUAACCUGUUACUUACAGUUUGUAUAAAGACCAUAUCUGAGAUAGGUGGCAGGCAGAAUAGCACUGUCUGCUUCAAUAGAAAGCAUCUAACUAAAUAAUUUAAUUUCUCUAAAAGACGUUGCAAUCUAAAGCACUCACAGGCACUUUGACCGAGGGAGUCAGUCAGUCGUUCAGUUCAGUGGAGGGCUGGUUGUUCUCUGCAUAUCAUUAGAAUGAUCAUGGUUCUCUGCUUCCUUUUCAGGCAAGACUAGUCUAUGGAAUAGUGCUCUGAGCAAAUCGGGUAGGUGUUAGUCGUUAACAGCCCUGAAGCUAAUAGCCUGGUAGCUAUAAGUUGAUGUCAAUUUGCUUCGAGCCCUUCAUUUCCCUUUUGAUCUUCCUCUCCUUUGAUUUCUUCUCGUUUUUACUUACACAGGAAGAAUGUUUUCUAUUUCUGCUGGUCUAGGAUCGGUGUGGCCUUUUUAAAUCAUAAUGAAUAAAUAAGGGACCCUGAUCCUAGAUCAGCACUCGUACUCUGAGACUCUCUUUUUAUGAAUACGGAACCAGGUUUUGAACUGCUUGAGUUCAGUUCAGUUUGAUGUCCAGUCAGUCAUUGGUCCUCAUUUUCUAAUGACCAGAUUUACACGAUGAUGUCAAAUGAGAAGGGCAAGAUGUCGAACCACUUAAACCAAAUCAAAGACAGAAAAGGGCUCUGAAAUAAUUAACUAUGUGUCUGAAAUGGCACUCUAUUCCCUAUAUAGUGCACGAGUGCUGAUUAGGGGCCCAUAGGGCUCUGGUCAAAAGUGGUGCACUAUAUAGGACCCAUAGGACUGGUUAAAAGUAGUGUACUGUGUUGGGAAUAGGGUGCCAUUUUGGACGCCAGCCCUGUCUGAAGAGAUGUUUGAUUGUCUCAUAAAUAAAGAGGUAUCUAUCUGCUGUAAUUAAAGUUUGUCUUAAGAUAUCAUCUAGGAUUAACAAUAAGUACCUGUAAUAUGAACAUGUUAAGGAGAAUACUGCAGUCCCUUAUAGGUGUAUUGCCAGUGAUUUAUUGAAUUACCUUGUUUUGAUACAUUUCUCAUUGUUAGCGUGCCUUCUAUUCAAGUUUUGAAGAAAAUGUAGCAUGUUGAUACUAAUGAAUGAUAAGCAAUUCUUCAGUAGACUGUAUCAAAUUGUUAUUUGGAGUGUCAGCCGCAUUAUGUUUGUGCUUUGUCUGCCUUUCUACAGUUUGAGAAUAUAGAAACGGAUGUGUAUUUGACGUAACCUUUCUGUUAUAAACAGUCGAAGUAGUCCAAAAAUUUAGCCUCACUCAUAUGAUCAAACUGUGUGAAGAAGAAUAUGCAUAUAGUCCAGUCUGUGUUAACCUCUUAUUUGUCUGCAGUCGGAUGAUGUGAAAGAAUUUACUUGGCCCAUACAUUCAUUAAAUAUCCCUUGCUACGACCCAAAUGGCACCCUAUUUAUGAUAGAAAAAGUAGUGCACUAUAUAGGGUGCCAUUUGGGACUUGACCUUUUCCCCCAUCUCUUUUUGUAUUUUUUUGUUUAGGGAUCAACUCGAAUAUCUUUGAGAGACAGGAAUAGUAGUUCAAAUCAAGCUACCAUGCAAAUAUUUCUAUGCAGUAAACUAUGUGAACUGGGGGUUGGGGUACAGGCAGGGGAAUAAAUACUGAAAAGGAUUGUGUUGCAAAUUGAUUGUGAAAAGUUAAAGAUUUGCUUUUCUAAUUGUGUUCAUUUGUAUUUUAUGAGUCUGUUGAUGUUAAACAAUUAUGUGGUUUACAUUUUAAUACUUGAAUAAAAACGGUUAUGUUCUGUU